Molecule: messenger RNA, 945 nt
Organism: Haemonchus placei
Lineage: Eukaryota; Metazoa; Nematoda; Chromadorea; Rhabditida; Trichostrongylidae
Source: the annotation of a GenBank genome assembly
UUGCUUCCAAAUUCUAUCUUAAGGAAACGCGCUGUUGAUGUUGACGAAUGGAUUGCACUAGCAAAAGAAUGCAAAUAUUUGCCUGAAGAAGACAUGAUCUCCCUUUGCAAUUGCCUCAUUGAUCGUCUCAUACGACACCCGAACGUGGUUCCUGUUGAGACUCCAGUAACAAUAUGCGGAGACAUCCAUGGACAGUUUUAUGACUUACUGGAACUUUUUCGCACUGGUGGGGAUGUGCCAAAUACAAAAUAUGUUUUCAUGGGCGAUUACGUGGACCGAGGAUAUUAUAGCUUGGAAACUGCAACGCUCCUCUUCGCUCUGCUGUUGAAAUAUCCUGAUCGCAUGACGCUGUUACGCGGCAAUCACGAAUCUCGGAAGAUAUCUUCUGUUUAUGGUUUCUAUGAUGAAUGCCAGCAAAAGUAUGGUCAUAGUGUAGUUUACAAAUGGUGCUGUAAGGUAUUCGACGUUUUGCCUGUAGGUGCUUUGAUCGACGAUUCGAUUUUGUGCGUUCAUGGAGGUCUCUCUCCAGAAAUCAAAUCGAUUGAUAAAAUGCUCAAUUUGAAUCGAGCUGUGGAACUCCCAACAAAAGGUCCUUUGUGUGAUCUCAUGUGGUCAGAUCCAGAUGAAAAUGAGGAAGACUGGGUCAUAAGUCAAAGAGGAGCUGGAUGGAUAUUCGGUGGUACAGUUGCUAGGAAAUUCUUACACACCAACGGCCUUGAGCUCAUAUGUCGAUCUCAUCAACUUGUUGACGAAGGCUUCCGGUACUUGUUCAAUGAGAAGUUGUGCACCGUGUGGUCUGCGCCUAACUACUGCUAUCGCUGCGGUAAUGUGGCCGCAGUACUUUCGAUCGCUCAAGACGGUUUAAAAGAUGUGAAAUACUUUACCGCUGUACCGCAAGACCGUCGAGAAAUCCCCGACAAAGUAGUAACACCUUAUUUCAUGUAA